Acanthisitta chloris (rifleman) is the source of this 1563-nucleotide messenger RNA. RefSeq names its product solute carrier family 2, facilitated glucose transporter member 3. Gene Ontology annotation, biological process: D-glucose transmembrane transport. Bases 1 to 1500 code for a protein of 499 amino acids. Gene Ontology annotation, cellular component: membrane. The record is from RefSeq and is a predicted model, not a curated record. NCBI's taxonomy places the organism in Eukaryota, Metazoa, Chordata, Aves, Passeriformes, Acanthisittidae. The transcript is spliced from 10 exons.
AUGGGGAGCUCUGGUCAAGGUCGCAAAAUCACAGCACCCCUUAUCUAUGCUGUUUUCAUUGCUGCCAUUGGGUCUCUCCAGUUUGGGUACAACACUGGUGUAAUCAAUGCACCUGAGAAGAUCAUCCAGGGGUUCUUCAACAAAACCUUGUCUGACAGGAGUGGGGGUGUUGUUUCCCCAGAGCUCCUCACCUCUCUGUGGUCCCUUUCUGUGGCCAUCUUCUCAGUAGGAGGUAUGGUUGGCUCCUUCUCAGUCAGCCUGUUUGUCAACAGAUUUGGCAGGAGGAACUCCAUGCUACUGGUUAAUGUCUUGGCCUUUGCUGGUGGCCUUCUCAUGGCCUUCUCUAAGUUGGCAAAGGCAGUGGAGAUGCUGGUUAUUGGCCGCUUCAUUAUUGGUAUCUUCUGUGGUCUCUGCACUGGCUUUGUGCCCAUGUAUAUCAGUGAGGUCUCGCCCACCAGCCUCCGUGGAGCCUUUGGCACCCUCAACCAGCUGGGCAUUGUUGUGGGCAUCCUGGUGGCUCAGAUCUUUGGCCUGGAGUCAAUCAUGGGGACUGAAGGGCUUUGGCCAAUGCUUUUGGGGUUCACAGUCCUCCCAGCGAUCUUGCAGUGUGUGGGUCUUAUAUUCUGCCCUGAGAGCCCUCGUUUCCUAUUGAUCAACAAGAUGGAGGAAGAGAAAGCACAAACAGUUCUCCAAAAGCUCCGUGGUGUACAAGAUGUGUCUCAAGACAUCCAGGAGAUGAAAGAAGAGAGUGCUAAAAUGUCACAGGAAAAAAAAGCAACUGUGCCAGAGCUCUUCCGUUCUCCAAGCUACCGUCAAGCCAUUAUCAUUGCCAUCAUGUUGCAGCUCUCCCAACAGCUCUCAGGCAUCAAUGCUGUAUUCUAUUAUUCUACAGGGAUUUUUGAAAGAGCUGGUAUUACACAGCCUGUGUAUGCCACUAUUGGAGCUGGUGUGGUGAACACGAUCUUCACUGUUGUGUCGCUGUUCCUGGUGGAGCGUGCAGGGCGCAGGACCCUCCAUUUAGUUGGUUUGGGUGGCAUGGCAGUGUGUGCUGUUCUUAUAACCAUCGCUUUAGCUCUGAAGGACAGUGUGGAGUGGAUCAAAUACAUCAGUAUUGUUGCCACUUUUGGCUUUGUGGCUCUUUUUGAGGUUGGCCCUGGCCCUAUCCCAUGGUUCAUUGUGGCAGAACUCUUCAGCCAGGGCCCACGGCCUGCAGCCAUGGCAGUGGCUGGUUGUUCCAAUUGGACCUCCAAUUUCUUGGUGGGAAUGCUCUUCCCCUAUGCAGAGAGACUAUGUGGUCCCUACGUCUUCCUCAUCUUCCUUGUUUUCCUGGUCAUCUUCUUUGUUUUCACGUUCUUCAAAGUACCGGAGACCAGGGGCAGGACUUUUGAAGACAUCUCCAGGGGCUUUGAAGGCAGAGGAGAAGCAAGCACCACAUCCCCUGUAGAGAAGAACCCGAUGGUGGAGCUGAACAGCAUACAGCCUAACAAAGAAGAUGCCUAAGAUUUAUGACACACCCAUUCUUUAACUCUUACAUGCUUAAAGAGUCAUUAAAGGAAUGAACAA